Molecule: messenger RNA, 1106 nt
Organism: Glycine soja
Lineage: Eukaryota; Viridiplantae; Streptophyta; Magnoliopsida; Fabales; Fabaceae
Product: cell number regulator 8-like
Exons: 3
Coding region: 161-853 (230 amino acids)
Source: RefSeq, a predicted model, not a curated record
AGGAAGUGAGAAAUAGUAGCUUGACGCGUGUUGGAGUGUUUGGCAAUAAAAGGAGGAGACGACGACGCGGGGAAUCUCCGGUCUCCACCGACAUCCCUUCUCUUCCAAAUCCUGUGAUCCCAUUCCAAUCCGUUCCGUUCAGCUCAAUCUCAAAAUCUCAAUGGCCGAUAAUGAGCAACCGAAUAACGAGGAGGCAAGUCCUCUUCUCCACCAGCCCCAUCCCCAACCCAAAUCCGAACCACCAACGCCACCUGAGACUCCCGAGUUUCUCCUCGGCUGGACCGCUGAUGGGCUCCCUCUGGCCCACGCCAGUGUCGUGGGCCAGCCCAUGGGCCGCGCCCCUUGGAACUCCUCCAUCUGCGCCUGUCUCGGCCAAAACGAUCACUUCUGCAGCAGCGAUCUCGAAGUUUGUCUUCUUGGGAGUGUGGCUCCUUGUGUGCUGUAUGGAAGCAAUGUUGAGAGACUUGGAUCUGCUCGUGGGACAUUUGCCAAUCACUGCUUGCCUUAUUCUGGAAUGUAUAUAAUUGGAAAUUCCUGCUUUGGUUGGAAUUUCCUUGCACCCUGGUUUUCCUAUCCUAGCCGGACGGCUAUUCGUCGCAGGUUCAAUUUAGAGGGAAGUUGCGAAGCACUUAAUAGAUCAUGCGGGUGCUGCGGAAGCAUUUUGGAAGAUGAGGUGCAGCGUGAACAUUGUGAGUCAGCAUGUGACUUGGCAACUCAUGUCUUCUGUCAUGUAUGUGCUCUUUGUCAAGAAGGUCGUGAGCUCCGUCGUAGGUUACCUCAUCCUGGCUUUAAUGCUCAACCAGUACUGGUUAUGAUUCCCCCAGGAGAGCAGACCAUGGGACGUGAGGCUUGAAAAUUUUCUCCUUCAUCUUGGAAGUGCUAUUCGUGCGUAUAUUACCGUUGUCUUGCUCUAUAUUAUAUAACUUGAUGUUGUCGAACCGUGUGAUGACUUUAUUAAAAGAGGGCCCUUUAUUAUUUUUUUUUUUUAUAUAAAUAAGAACAUCAAACAUCAUCAUAAUUUCUGUUUGCUUCCCUACUGUUUUGUAUCAUAUAUGGAUUUGAAAUGAUAUUGGAGAAAUUUUUCUCCUAGUGUCUAUGCGUAAUUA